AUGCAUUUCAUUAGAAACAAUCAAAUUAUUGUAUCAUUUCUAAUUAUAUUUUUAUCAGUCAUUCAAUUUGGAAAAAGUAUUCUAUCUAAUUAUAAAAUCGAAAAUAUUAAAGAUUUACAAAAACGUUCUCUUACAGCUCAACUUUUUGGAGAUUUAGCUAAAUAUCAUGAAUACAAUAAACACGGAGGUGUAACAAAAUAUUAUAAAAGCCCUUCUGAUCCUAACUCAUUUGGAAGAAAAUAA
This is a messenger RNA of Strongyloides ratti, 243 nucleotides long. RefSeq lists its product as hypothetical. The transcript has a single exon. The coding region runs from base 1 to 243 and encodes 80 amino acids. The record is from RefSeq and is a predicted model, not a curated record. Lineage: Eukaryota; Metazoa; Nematoda; Chromadorea; Rhabditida; Strongyloididae.